AUUCCUCUCCUUCUGUGAGAAAAAAAACACUCUGAUUUCUUGAAUCUUAAGGAGAACAAGAAGAAAGGAACUGCAGAUUUUUGUUUUGGGUGAAUUCAAUUCGGGUUGAGAUGGGUAAGACUAAGAGGAAGAAUUCUAGGGUUUCUCGUGAAGGAGAUGAAGACGUAGAAGUAGAAGUCGAGCAGGAGGAGCAGCAUCAAGAGGACAACAAUCAGCCUCCCUCAAACUCAAACGAGAAGAGCUUAUACGAGUGUCGCGAAGGAAUUUUGAAUCAAAAUGGUUUUAUCAAUCAAGAUGUCGUUUAAGUUAGAGUAAUAUGGUAAGGUUUCUGGGUCGGCUUUGUAUGCGGAAAUUAUUUGAUUUCUUUGCUUAAAGUUUGUUGCUUUCGAUUUUAGCUUUAUUUGCCAGUUUGUGGCUGAUUUCUUUGUAAAAUGACUAAAUGUGGCCAAAAUUCUUAGUACUUUUCGUUGUGCUUGGUAAUGUUAGAAAUCAUGGAGAGGGAAUCUGUAGCAUUUUUUUGAAACAUGUAGAUUUGAGUCAUUUGAUAGAUCUUUUUUCCUCUGUAUAUUGCCCAUUUAAUGACAAGACUAGGGAGUUUAGUUUUCUGGGCUGUGGUAUUAUUUAUCUCGAUUUGCAGGGUACCCGGGAAGGAGAAUCAGGAAAAUGUCUAAUAUUCCAUUUGCUGAAUUAAAUCCUCCUUAGUAGAGGAUCCAGCCAAAGAAAAAAGCAGAUAACUCCCAAAAAUGAAUCCUCAGAAGUGUUGUUUAUAAUCUAUUCCUAGUUCUAUGUGUUCUGGUUAUCUAUAGGGAGAUUGGACCUGCCUUUGGGGAAGAGGCUGCUUUUCCCUUUAUUGGGAUUUUUUUUUUUUUUGUUUAUUUCUAUUGUUAUCCUCUCGAAGAUUCCAACACCUGUUUUCUUGUUUUGUUGUUGUUUUUGAUAGACAAUCUAAUUGGAAUUGGAGAAACUAUGCCAAAUAACCAUCACAUGUCUGU
Molecule: messenger RNA, 992 nt
Organism: Rubroshorea leprosula
Lineage: Eukaryota; Viridiplantae; Streptophyta; Magnoliopsida; Malvales; Dipterocarpaceae
Source: the annotation of a GenBank genome assembly